Pseudoliparis swirei is the source of this 1768-nucleotide messenger RNA. RefSeq names its product farnesyl diphosphate synthase (farnesyl pyrophosphate synthetase, dimethylallyltranstransferase, geranyltranstransferase) (gene fdps). The coding region runs from base 135 to 1331 and encodes 398 amino acids. NCBI's taxonomy places the organism in Eukaryota, Metazoa, Chordata, Actinopteri, Perciformes, Liparidae. Gene Ontology annotation, biological process: trans, trans-farnesyl diphosphate biosynthetic process. The record is from RefSeq and is a predicted model, not a curated record. Gene Ontology annotation, cellular component: cytoplasm. Gene Ontology annotation, molecular function: dimethylallyltranstransferase activity; (2E,6E)-farnesyl diphosphate synthase activity. The transcript has 9 exons.
CUAUGAUGCUAUUAGUUUGGUAGUUUUCCUCCACCGGAACAAGUUUAACGUGCUCGGUAACAGCUGUAGGCCAGUCCCACAAGCCCAGCUGGCUGACGGUUCGUGAGGAGGUUAUCACGGUUGGACGGUAGAGAAUGAGACGUCUGCUCAGCUCGGUCAUUAAAGCCCACAAAACAAUGCGGACCAUGUGGCUCGCCGUCUCCCCGCGUCACGUCAAGAGCGCGUCUGUUGUGACGGGCGCCUCGUCUCUCCAGGGGGACGCGGUCUGCAACGGGGCGCACGGCGACACGACGACGCUGCUGACCGACCCUCAGCUGUUUGAAGACAAGUUCGACGAGCUGGUGACGGAGCUUUCAGAGAAGGACCUCGUUGACCCCGCGCUGACUGAUGCUCUGACCAGGUUUCGAGAGAUUUUGGUGUACAAUUCCCCUGGAGGCAAGAGGAACCGAGGACUGUCUGUGAUCGCUUCGUUGAGGGAUCUCCUCCCGCCCACUCAGCUCACACAGGACACCGUGCAGCAGGCUCUGCUGGUUGGCUGGUGCAUUGAGUUGCUUCAGGCAUUUUUUCUGGUGGCAGAUGAUAUCAUGGAUGGAUCUGUGACUCGGAGAGGACAACCCUGCUGGUACAAGAAGGAUGGAAUCGGUAUGGAUGCCAUCAAUGAUUCAUUUCUCUUAGAGGCAUCAAUCUACAGACUGCUUCGCAGACAUUGCAGGGAUCAGCCGUACUACGUUCACCUACUGGAGCUAUUUACUGAGACAUCUUUCCAGACCAUGCUGGGCCAAGCUCUGGACCUCAUGACUUCCACCCCUGGUCAGGUUGACCUCAAUAGAUUCACGAUGGAGAGGUAUAACGCUAUUGUAAAGUACAAGACUGCAUUUUACUCUUUUUACCUCCCAGUGGCAGCUGCGAUGUAUAUUGCAGGAAUCAAGAGUGAAGAGGAACACAAUAAUGCCAAACACAUCCUACUUGAGAUGGGAGAGUUUUUUCAAAUACAGGAUGACUACUUGGACUGCUACGGAGACCCUGCUGUGACAGGAAAGAUUGGCACAGACAUCCAGGAUAACAAAUGCAGCUGGCUGGUGGUGACGGCGCUGGAAACCAUGACUCCUGAACAAAGAGCAGAGCUAAAGGAAUGCUACGGGCGCCACGACGAAGCCUGUAUAGAAAAGGUCAAGGCAUUGUACUGCACCCUGCAAAUGCCAAUGUUGUACCACAAAUAUGAGGAAGACAGCUACCAGCGGUUACAGAAACUCAUUGCCUGUCAUGCUCAGAACCUUCCUCACUCAAUCUUCCUCAACUUCGCCAAGAAAAUCUACAAGAGGAACAAGUGAGAGGGUGGUGCGUCAGCCCGGUUCCCUUUUGACUCUGGUUUUGACCCUCAGAAUAACUUUGCAGUGGUUUGUAGAUACUUGGUGGCAAAUGUCAUCAAACAGUCUCUCUUCUUUUCCCCAGACUACAGUAAUGAUCCCAGGUCAUGAUGUAGCGUGUCUUCAGUUGUUUCUCCACUGAAGAAUUAUAUGAAAGUCUGACACUGAAAUGAUACACGCAAAUACAAUUAGAUCGUUGAAAUUAAUUAAACUUUGUAGAAGUAAAUUGUUAUUUGAAUUCAGUCUAAAAGGAACAUGCAUGACAGCAGAUGUAUCCUGUCAGGGGACAGAGGGCCAGACCUCAUUAGUUAUCAUCUGAUUCUAUAUAUGUUUCUAUUGCUGCUGUAAAGUCUCGACUGCCAUGACUGUUAGUGCUUUUAAUAAAUAAUGUAUGAACAGUA